AUGUCCCACAGAAAGGGGGUGGUGCCAAUCCCAGGAUUCCCCUCUGGAUCCGCCAUUUGGACAGAGAGUAUAUUUAACGGCAAACACUUAUGUGUGGACACACCCCCUGCUGCCCCACAACUGACAGCUGAUGGAUCUACGUCAGUGGAUGAAGGACAGUCCAUUACAUUACGUUGUACCUUGUCUACGCUGGGUAACCCUCACAUCACGUGGAGCUGGGUGUGUGGAGAUGACACACUGACCACUGGAGUGACCAAUACAGGGACCCAGUCAGUGCUGACAUUGACAUCAAACAGAAGAUACAACCAGAGAACUUGUCAGUGUAGAGCCACAAGUCCAAGACCAUCAUUGUCGUAUAACAGGACGUCAACAACACAAACCAUCACUGUGUACUAUGUACCCCCUGCUGUCCCACAACUGACAGCUGUUGGAUCUACGUCAGUGAAUGAAGGACAGUCUAUUACAUUACGGUGUACCUUGUCUACGCUGGGCAACCCUCCCAUCACGUGGAGCUGGAUGUGUGGAGAUGACACACUGACCACUGGAGUGACCAAUACAGGGACCCGGUCAGAGCUGACAUUAACAGCCAACAGAAAGUACAACCAGAGAACGUGUCAGUGUAGAGCCACAAGUCCAAGAUCGUCAUUGUCGUAUAACAGGACGUCAGCAACACAGACCAUCACUGUAUACUACACACCCCCUGCUGCCCCAGAACUGACAGCUGAUGGAUCUACGUCAGUGGAUGAAGGACAGUCCAUUACAUUACGAUGUAACUUAUCUACGCUGGGUAACCCUCCCAUCACGUGGAGCUGGGUGUGUGGAGAUGACACACUGACCACUGGAGUGACCAAUAAAGGGACCCAGUCAGUGAUGACAUUGAGAGCAAACAGAAAGUACAACCAGAGAACGUGUCAGUGUAGAGCCACAAGUCCAAGAUCGUCAUUAUCGUAUAACAGGACGUCAGGAACACUAACUAUCACCGUGUACUAUGCACCCCCUGCUUCCCCAAAACUGACAGCUGAUGGAUCUACGUCAGUGGAUGAAGGACAGUCCAUUACAUUACGGUGUAAUUUGUCUACACUGGGUAACCCUUCCAUCACGUGGAGCUGGAUAUGUGGAGAUGACACACUGACAACUGGAGUGACCAAUAAAGGGACCCAGUCCGUGCUGACAUUGACAGCCAACAGAAAGUACAACCAGAGAACGUGUCAAUGUAGAGCCACAAGUCCAAGACCGUCAUUGUCGUACAGCAGGACGUCAGGAACGCAGACUGUCAGUGUAUACUACACACCUCCUGCUGCCCCACAACUGACAGAUGAUGGAUCUACGUCAGUGGAUGAAGGACAGUCCAUUACAUUACGGUGUACCUUGUCUACGCUGGGUAACCCUCCCAUCACGUGGAGCUGGGUGUGUGGAGAUGACCCACUGACCACUGGAGUGACCAAUACAGGGACCCAAUCAGUGCUGACAUUGACAGCCAACAUAAAGUACAACCAGAGAACGUGUCAGUGUAGAGCCACAAGUCCAAGACCGUCAUUGUCGUAUAACAGGACGUCAGGAACACAAACCAUCAUCGUGUACUGUAAGUAA
Ostrea edulis (European flat oyster) is the source of this 1590-nucleotide messenger RNA. RefSeq names its product vascular cell adhesion protein 1-like. Lineage: Eukaryota; Metazoa; Mollusca; Bivalvia; Ostreida; Ostreidae. The record is from RefSeq and is a predicted model, not a curated record. The transcript is spliced from 6 exons. Bases 1 to 1590 code for a protein of 529 amino acids.